AUGAGCAGCACGGCGGUCCAGCGGCUCAAGUACGCCGGCCGCAAGCCUUGCGUGCUGUGCUUUUCAGCUUCACACGCCUUUUUUCGCUCUUCUCGCAGCCUCCAUCGAAUCAACCGUUCUUCAUUAAUCGGUUUAAUCGCGCGGACCGUUCACGGUUUAGCGUCGGGAACUGCUCCUGUCGGCACGUCUGGCUUCGUUUUUCGCCCCUCUCAUGAUCAAUUUUUAGUUUUCCGGAAGCACCGCGGGAUUCUUUUUUGACUUGUGUUUGUGAUAAUGUAAUUCCGUAGUUUGAACUAGUGGAGCUGAAAACUGAACUAUAGAAAUGUUUCUGAAUGAGCUGGUGCUUUUUUUUAAUAAUUGAUUGAUAAAUUAUCAAAAUUUUACAGGUUACUGUAGCCAAGUCACCAGGAGUGUUUUUUGCUUUUCAGUUGGGUCAUUUCCCUUCAAAGAUUUUGCUCUGUCAAUCUAGAGACCUGGAAACUUAGAUUUUUUUUUUCUAGAAAAGGUAAAAUAGGUUUAUAGGUUGAAACUCGGCAUCGUAAUAUUCUCAUUUCCACUAAGCAGCUAAUAUUGAUCUCCGCAUGUUAUAAGUUGCUAUAAAUUAUGUCAGUUCUUUUUUGGACUAUUGAUAUGAAACAUUUAAAAGUAGAAAAUAUUCCAGCAAUCUUUGAGAUCCUGAUUCUGGACGCUCCAUAAAAUAUGUAAUGGAUUGGAACAGUCAUAUAGACCGUAUUUGUAGAAAAGUGUUUUUUUUUCCUGAAGCACACCAUGUUCUAGAGUUUUGAAAAGUUAAUUUUUUGAAAUAAAAUCUCAACUCACUUGUAACUCAGCUCGAAGAAUUUUGAAACGCUACAAACUCCGUUUCCGAAAGACCGAAGAAUGCGGAGCCUAGGAGCUCAAAAACACGCAGACUGAUUAAAAAAUGACUUUAUAGGUAGAUGGUGUUAUCAACAUUUACAACCAUUUGACAGCUGAGUUGGAAUCUUUGACAAGGUCCUGAUAUCUCAUGACUGGAGUCGUACAGUUCCCUCACACAUUCCAGCCUUCAAAAACCAGAGACUAAAGUAUACAACUUCUAGUGAAAAGCUGGAAGUGUGCAAUGGAGAGACGCGGAGAAUCAACGAGCCUCUUUACAUCGAAUAUGAUUCACCGAUUUUCUAUAUGAAUGCCGGUUCUCUGAAAAAACAAGUGAAGGAUGCGGUCGACGAGGCUCUUUUAAACAAUGAGUAAGCGACUUUUCUGAAACUUCGAAAAUGUCCUCUUCCAGUCAAUCGGAAAUUCAUUACGUUCAGAGGAAUGCGGUCGUCGUCGAAAAAGCAGAAGAGGUAGGCAUUUGAAAAACGGAAUAAGACACUUUUUUUCUAAUUUCGGAACAAUAAGGUCAAUAAACCAAAAAAUCAAAAAGAAAAUGACAAGAGCCAUUUUUUCAGCUCCGAGUCUUGUUUGACAUGAGCAAAGUUCCGCAGAUCGACUACGAAAGCGCCAAGAGCUUGUUGCAGGUUCGAGCCCUUCGCGGCGGUCACUCCCACUUUAAAACACCUUUUUUUCAGCUCCGUUCAGAGCUCAGACGAAAGAACGUCGAGUUCAAAGUGACUAAGCUCACAGGUUCGUUACAAUGAGUAGAAAAAGUACAGAGGGGCUGAAAGAAUUGCCGCAAAAAGCAAACAAACAUUUACAAUAACGUCCAUUAAGCUAUAUCGUUUCCAACUUUUUGGCGUGACUUUUUUGGGAGAAUUCUGAGCUCAGUUUUUGUCCAUUUUAUAUUUUUUGUUUGCGGGGUUCUGCGUGGCCAAAAAUAAUUGGAAAAACAUUGAGCAAACUCUGAAUCACUUGCACUAAAUUCACAAAAGCUCCAACUCAAUAGAUAAGCUUCAAACUUCAGAGAAAAACUUUUUUAGGUUUCACUAUCCUUGUCAGAUUUUCUAUGGAUUUCUCAACAAAGCUCUUUGUGAAACGAUCAGUUUGCUCGCUGAUUUUAGUUUUACUUUAUUUCAGAGCUCCUUUUGAUGAGGUCUUCCCAGGAUGAAGACGUAAAUCCAUGGUAAUUAACUGAUUAUUAUCAGAAAAACUUUUUCAAAAAAAAAACCGACGGUUUUGAUAAGCUCUUCAAAAUUUUUAAAAUUUUUUUCUUUUUUUAUUGCAUUGACAAUGUUGAGCCAAAAUGAAAUUAUGAAGAGAAAUUUGGAAAACAUUUGUGGCUAUCAAUUCAGACAACGUGAGAACCUUCCUUGCUAGACUUCCUGAAGAUGAAGCCAGAGCCAUCGUCGAGGAUACGGAGCCAAGCGAAGACGAUUUCAAAACUGCGCGCGAAAUUUGA
Molecule: messenger RNA, 2317 nt
Organism: Caenorhabditis auriculariae
Lineage: Eukaryota; Metazoa; Nematoda; Chromadorea; Rhabditida; Rhabditidae
Source: the annotation of a GenBank genome assembly